This is a messenger RNA of Triticum aestivum (bread wheat), 1745 nucleotides long. RefSeq names its product desmethyl-deoxy-podophyllotoxin synthase. The record is from RefSeq and is a predicted model, not a curated record. Lineage: Eukaryota; Viridiplantae; Streptophyta; Magnoliopsida; Poales; Poaceae. The coding region runs from base 12 to 1562 and encodes 516 amino acids. The transcript has 2 exons. Gene Ontology annotation, molecular function: oxidoreductase activity, acting on paired donors, with incorporation or reduction of molecular oxygen; heme binding; iron ion binding.
CGCUUCCGCCCAUGGAGCAGUUUACCACGCUGCUGCUGCUGCCAUACUACCGCUUCGGCUUAUGCCUCUUCUGUGCUCUCUUCCUCUAUGCCGUCCUGCGCGCCGUCUUGGGCGGCGCCCAGCACACGCGGCAUUGGCCUGACCGGGGGCUACCUCCCGGUCCGUGGCAGCUGCCGGUCAUCGGCAGCCUACACCACCUGCUUGGCGGGCUCCCGCACCGCACCAUGCGCGACCUCUCACUCCACUACGGCCCGCUCAUGCUGCUCCGGGUUUGCGAGCGCGUGCUGGUUGUCGUCUCCUCCGCCGAGGCCGUGCGGGACAUCGCCAAGGGCCACGACGUCGCCUUCUCGGAGCGGCUGACCGGCCCGGGCGUCGACGAGCUCACUAGGCACGGCCAGGGGAUCAUGUUCGCGCCCUACGGCGAGCACUGGCGCGUGAUCCGCCGGAUCAUCAUGACGGAGCUGGUCAGCGCGCGCCGUGUCAGGUCGUUCGGGCGCAUCCGCGAGGAGGAGGCUGCCUGCCUCGUCUCGUCGCUACGGGCGGCGACGCCCGGUGCUGGCCCGCAGCUCGUCAACAUCGACGAGCGGCUCGACGAGUUCGUGCUCGAGUCGGUCGUCCGCGCCAUCUACGGGGACAAGCUGCCCGAGCGCACCGCGUUCCACAGGCUGGUCAGGCAAGGAGUGCAACUGUCGUCGCUGUUUGACCUCCGCGAUCUCUUCCCUUCGUCACGGCUGGUGCGGCUUCUGCCGCGGAGAUGCGGCAAGGCCGCGCGUUACCGACAGGAGAUGUCCCGCCUCAUGGAGACCAUCCUCAGGACUCACGAGGAGAGGAGGUCGGCCAGAGUUGACGACGAGCGUGACAUGGUGGACGUGUUGCUGAGGAUCCAGAAGGAAGCCGACAUGCCAAUUUCCAUAACCCACGGCGUCAUAAGAGAAGUGCUCAAGGAUGUAUUCGGUGCGGGGCUUGACACCACAAUGAUUACCCUGCGAUGGGUGAUGGCUGAAUUAAUGGUGAACCCAGGGGUGAUGCAGAAAGCACAAUCAGAGAUACGCCACGUUCUUGCAGGACAGGCCAGAGUACAUGAGGCUGCCCUAAAUGACCUACACUACCUCAGAGCAGUUAUCAAGGAGACCUUGCGGCUGCACCCUCCCGGACCACUCGUACCCAGAAUGUGUUUGCAAGAUUGCAAGAUUCAAGGACACGUCGUGCCACAAGGCGCAAUUGUGGUCACCAACGUAUGGGCAAUAUCUAGGGACCCGAAGUACUGGUAUGAGCCGGAGAAAUUCAUGCCGGAGAGGUUUAAGGCUGACGGUGUUGCGGACUUUAGAGGCACGAACUUCGAGUUCACUCCUUUUGGGGUCGGUCGGAGAAUCUGCCCGGGGAUAGGAUUCGCAAAUGCCAAUAUUGAGAUUGCUCUGGCUAGUCUUCUUUACCAUUAUGAUUGGGAGCUGCCCGCCGGAGUUAACCCUGAGGAAGUAGACAUGACAGAGGUGUUUGGAGCCACAGUUACCAAGAAGGCGGACCUGUAUCUGCAUCCUGUUCCCCGUUUCCCCCUCUAUUAGAAGAACAACCGCAGCUGGAACCUGGAACACCCAAUGCUCUCAAAGCAUAGCCAGCCGAAUAAAUGUGCGCAGUGCUGCAUGUGAAGCAGUUAUGCUAUGUGUACGACAAAGCUUUAUGUAACAGUGAUAUGUGUUGUGUACUACUACCAAAUACAGUAUGAAAGAUCAGUGUGUUGCCCGUGA